ACGAGGUGACAAGAGAACAAAGAUCCUAUCUCUGCCGUCGGUUUUACAAAAGGAGCGCACGACCCUCCGAUCUGGCCACCGUCCUUUAGCAAUCCCGGACAUGGGAGAAACUUUUCUACGCUGCCCGCUGCGCACUCCACGCGGCCGGGUUUUGGUGUCGUUACCGCCGGGCGGCGAAUUCCUGCUGGGUACUCCGGAGUUCGUAAACCUGGAGAGCGACCAAGGAUUCUGCAUUCCCAUCCAGGAGAUGGUUUCUGUGAAGCUUGGAACAGCCAGUAACAGAAAGGAGAUUUUGGAAUCUACUAGGGAUGAAAACUCUUUCACAGUUUUUUUUAUACAGCGGGAAAAAGGAGAGUAUUGGAACCUUGGGGUGCUGGAGUUCACUGCCCCAUCCACAUCUCAGCUAGCAACACGCUGGGUCAGUGCCCUUCAGGCCUGGAUUUAUUAUCAUGGUGUUACACGGCCCAAGAGUCUUCUUGUCUUCAUCAAUCCAGUUGGUGGACGUAAGCGAGCAACGGAGAUCUAUCAAAGUCAAGUGGCUCCAUUGUUUGCCCUGGCUGGGAUCCAUACUCAAAUUGUGGAGACCUGCCGUGCGAAUGAGGCUCGUGAUUACAUCCUACAGCAAGAUCUCUAUGGCUUUGAUGGGCUGGUAAGUGUGGGAGGUGACGGCACAUUCAAUGAAGUGAUGCAUGCCUUAAUUGACCGAACCCAGCAGAAGGCAGGGAAGCUCCAAGAGGACUGGGAUACGGAGCUUCUGUCCCCAAGACUUCGCAUUGGCAUCAUUCCUGCAGGUUCUACAGAUUGUAUCUGCUUUGCAACCGUGGGAACAAAUGACCCCAUCACCUCUGCUCUGCACAUCAUUAUAGGGGACAGCCAGCCUCUGGAUGUCUGCAGCAUUUGGCAUGAUGGGAUGCUUUUGCGUUACUCUGUCUCCCUGGCUGGUUACGGUUUCUACGGCGAUGUAGUGAGCACCAGUGAGAAGCACCGUUGGAUGGGGCCAGCACGCUACACCUUUGCAGGAGCCAAAGCAGUGCUAAGCAACCGCAGCUAUGAAGGCACUGUGGAAUUUCAGUUAGCAGAGUCAGAGGACACCAAUCCGCGGGAUCAGUCACGCUGCCGGGCAGGCUGCAUGGUCUGUUCUGAGUCUAGCAAAAACCUUCUGAGUGGAAGCAAGGAAGAACAUUUUUCAGAAUUCACAAAGCAGACAGGUAGUGAAUGGCAGCGGGUUCAUGGUAGCUUCCUGGCAGUCAACCUGACCUGCAUGAGCAGUGCCUGUCCUAAGAGCCCCAAGGGUCUCUCACCUUGUGCCCACCUGGCCGAUGGAACUGCUGACCUUAUCUUGGUGCACAAAUGCUCGGUCUUCUCCUUCCUGCAGCAUUUGAAUCGGCACACCAACUGCUCAGACCAGUUUGACCUGCCCUUUGUGAGUGUGUACCGAGUUCGAGCUGUUCGCUUCACCUCCCCCAAAGAGGAAGACUGGGAGGGAAGACAGUCAGCUGCACAAGAACAGAACAUAUUCUGUGGAGGAAUAUGCCAAGGACAGCCACUGAUCAGCUGCUGGACCUGCGAUGGAGAGACGUUGAACCACACUGAUAUCACCAUUCGAGUACACGGGAGUCUCAUCCAUCUCUUUGCUCGUGGAAUUGAACAGCAACCAAGCAUAUCCUAGAAGUUUUUUGCCAGAUGAAAGGCAACCUGAUGAAAGGCAAAACUCCUGCUGAGAACUUCAGAUCACAGCCUCAAGAGAGUCACUCCCUAAUAUAUGUAUUAAUACGGAAUGGAAUCUAAGAGGUUCAAGGAUAGAAGCCGAGCCUGAAAGUUCAGUUAUCAAAGAUGGCUUCCUCCAUCAGGAGAUGGUGCGCCAGCUCUUAUCUGACUGAGGCUGCUGCCUUGCCCUGGUUUGGAAAAGCAGAGGAUUGGACACUAGGUUGGCUAUACAGGUCCAAGCCCCUUACUCCCGUAUUUUAUUUAUAGCCUUCAGGCCAGCCAG
Pantherophis guttatus is the source of this 1990-nucleotide messenger RNA. RefSeq names its product ceramide kinase-like. The record is from RefSeq and is a predicted model, not a curated record. Gene Ontology annotation, biological process: ceramide metabolic process; phosphorylation. Gene Ontology annotation, molecular function: ceramide kinase activity. Lineage: Eukaryota; Metazoa; Chordata; Lepidosauria; Squamata; Colubridae.